Cololabis saira (Pacific saury) is the source of this 3424-nucleotide messenger RNA. RefSeq names its product SH3 domain containing 19 (gene sh3d19). The transcript is spliced from 21 exons. NCBI's taxonomy places the organism in Eukaryota, Metazoa, Chordata, Actinopteri, Beloniformes, Belonidae. The coding region runs from base 146 to 3256 and encodes 1036 amino acids. Gene Ontology annotation, molecular function: protein binding. Gene Ontology annotation, cellular component: ESCRT-0 complex. Gene Ontology annotation, biological process: protein transport to vacuole involved in ubiquitin-dependent protein catabolic process via the multivesicular body sorting pathway. The record is from RefSeq and is a predicted model, not a curated record.
GAUGGGAACUUCACAGUUACAGGCCACUGGGUUUCUCACCGUGUAGGCAGAUGAACGAGCAGCCCACUGCUCUUGAAAAGUCUCCGUUUACUGUAUCUAUUUGAUUGCGUUUUAUUAUUAUUAUCAUUAUUAUUAUUUUAUUUCCAUGUCUUCUCAAAUGUCGAUGAUGGCAGAAGCCCUGCAUGAGAGCGAGGAGGUGGAGGAGGAAGAGGGACAGCGCACAGAGCUGCGGGAUGGAGAUCAGACCACAGAUCAGCCUGACAGAACCAAGCCAGAACAUUUCAACUUCAGUCAUCUACAGCCCUCUACACAAACUGCUAUCAAGCAAACAACAUCAAACUUUCAAUGUGACAACACCACAGAGAGAAGGCGACCAGAGAUCACCAUCGUCGCACCAGAACCUCUGGCCAGUAACGACUGGUUUCCAGGACACACUGUGGUCUUUCCUCCUCCUCAGUCAGACUGGUCCGCAAGCGUCCAGGUUGUCUCUCAGCCCCCACCAUCCUAUGACCAGGUGAUCAAAGAGAAGACCUGGGAAGACCACAUUGCGAAGCCCACUGCAGCUCCUCGCAGAGCUACCUGCACCGCUACAAGUGCCACGCAGACCGACUCUGUUGAAGAAAACACUGCCCAACCCCCAGCUAAGGGAGGACCUGCUGGUAUAAAGCCCAAAAAACCUCCACGACCCUCUCUGCCAAAAGCAGUAGACCAAGAACCUGUAACUGAAAGAGGUGAGAAGGUUGCAACAAACACUGUGGACCAACAUGACUCCAAGUAUGGCAUAAAGCUGAUCCAGAACGCAGACUCCUCACGCACGCACAUCGGAUCUGUCACAGUAUUCUGGGAUUUUCCUACAAAUCACCCUUCUGUCUCUGCUCUGCCAACCGAAAAUACUUCUCCUGCCUCAAAUGGUCAACGACCCAUUCCACGUCCUCGGACAAAAUUACACAAGCAAGUAACGGAGAGGGAGGUCAAAGUUGAGACUGAUAAAAAAUCAAGUUCCCCAGAGAUAUCCACAAAUAAGAAUUUAAAAGACUUUUGUGGAGGUGAGGAGCCCGAGGAGAGAACUGACGCCACCGACCAAUCAGGCGAGAAGUUUCAACUGGAAGAGGAGGAUGUCAAGAUGAGCGCCAAUCACAGUCAACGGAAUAUCCGCGCCAGGAUCCAGGCCUUUGAGAGCCAGGCUGACACCGAGGAGGAACAUGCGUUCGAGUCAGUCAAACCAGACCCCUUACCCAGGAGGACUGCCAACAAACCCCCGGUUGGUGCCAAACCCUCUCUAUCUCGUAGAACUCAAAGCACAGAGGAUAAUAAUCAAAACAUACCGACCACAAACAAACCUCAACACCCAACACCAGCUCCCAGACCCCUGCCCCCGAAAAAACCUGUGGGACUGUCUGUACGGGAGGAGCUGGAGAGUUUGCACAGACAAGGGACUUUCCCACACAGAUCCCGUCCUUCUGUGUUGACGAGGUCCAACAACAUUGACGAGGAGGAACUUUCACCAGCUCUCCCUAUACUUCCAGUGAAGCCUCCCAAAGAACCACUGAAACCCAACCUGAAUGUAAACAACCACAACUCAACCUCUCUGGUGAGAGAGAACGAGGAUGUGGAGAGUCCAUCAAAUAACAUCCUGGUGAAACCUCAGAAUAAUGUGGACUGCAGUGAAGGAUCAUUCACCAGAAAGAGUAUCACAAGAAGACCCACCACUAUCAGGGUCCCCAGCCAAACGGGUUCAAUGUUGGAUCAUUUUCAGGACGCUCCUCCUCCUCUCCCAGUUCAGAAGCCUGUGGGCUCUCUGAGCACCUCUGUGAGCAACAAACAAAGCCUGACACCUGCUUUGCAGAACUCUAUUGGUUCAGGGCCAGAGCCAACGUUACCACCUCGGAGGUCCAUUGUAAACAAAAGUCUCCCACCUCGCCCUCCUCCAGCCAAAUCCGGCCCUGGAAGACCUCCCCCACCAAGCCUUCAGGCCUCAGGCCGAUCUCAGUCAGCAUCGCGGCAGCCCUCACCCAAACCCCAGGCCCAGAAGCCCCACAGGAAAGGAUUUGUCUUGCCUCCAAGGCCCAACCCUGGGCAUCGUCUCUACAACAAAUAUACACUUCAACUCCCUCAUGGGAUUGCAGCCUUUGACUACAAAGGAAGUAAUCCAGGGGAGCUUUCAUUCCAGAAAAAUGAGGUGCUUCUGUUGCUGGAUGAAGUUAACCACAACGAAUUUGAGUGCCAAGUUGGAAACAACAGAGGGAGAGUCCACAAGUCUCGUAUGAAGAUCAUAACCCCUCUGGGGACAGACUUUUUUACACCCAAGGGUGCUGCCCCACCUGCUUCAGCUGGAGACGGUUUGGGGCUGAGAGUGCAGGCUCUGCAUGACUUUAUUCAAGACGGUCCGGGAGAGCUGGGUCUCAGAGCAGGAGAUGUUGUGACAGGAGCGGAGCAGGUGGACAGCCAGUGGUACAGAGGAACUUGCAGGGGAUCAACUGGCUUCUUUCCAAUUAGUUAUGUAAAAGUCCUAUCCAACUCACCCAAACCACUCCCUGGAAGGAAAGCAACACCACAACCUGCACCAGUCAGUGGCCCAAGAUGUGUGGCAAGGUUCGACUUUGAGGGGGAGCACAGUGACGAACUGACGUUCUCUGAGGGGGACGUUAUCCAGCUGAAGGAGUACGAGGGGGAGGACUGGGCACGGGGGCAGAUCGGCUCCUCUGUUGGAAUCUUCCCUCUUAACUUUGUGGAUAUUCUUGAAGAUCUGCCUCCACCUGCAAGCCAACAGCAGCAUCAGCCUUCGAGCAGGGUAGCACUUCCUGGCAUGGUGGCUGCUUCUUCCAGCACACAAUCUGAGGCUGCCAAACCUGCUCAGGCAGCCACAUCCAGUGUGGAGUGGGUGGUGGCUCUUUAUGAUUACGCUGCACAGUCAGCAGGCGACCUUUCCUUCCAACAGGGUGACCAUAUCCUGAUCACCAAGCACAUAAAUGAGGAGUGGAGCUCUGGCAGGUUGAGCGGCAGAGAGGGCAUCUUCCCCAACUCUUUUGUGCAGACCACAUCAGGGCAGAAUUUGUCUGGUAAACAGAACGAAGCUACAGGCGGCACAAGAGCUACGGUUCUGUAUGACUUCACAUCCGACUGUGAUGAGGAGCUCUCAGUGCAGGCUGGGGAUAUCAUAACCAAUCUUGAGUCAAUUGAUGAAGAAUGGUUUCUGGGGGAUUCGAAAGGAAAACGAGCUCUGGUCCCUAAAAACUACGUGCAAGUGCUGGGAUAAGCUCCCGUGGUCUCCAGCAUCCAUUAUAGGGCCUGAACUUAAGAACUGUUUCUUUUUUAUAAGUCUUAACCUUUUAAAUUGCAGUAUUUACAAUAAGUGCAUGUUUGUCUUCUGCAAAAUUACCUUAAGAUUGAGUAUUUUGUUAUAAACAUUAAAUGGCUAUCAAUA